AUGGACACGGUGCCCGUCACGACCAUCUCUGACGUAUGUGGGGCUCGCCGAUCCGCCCGACUGGCGGGGGGCGGUGGUGGACGGACGUGGGGCUCCGACUGGACGGUGUAUAGCGACGAAAACGACUGCGACGACGACAGCGACAGCGACAGCGGGCUUGGGGGCCGUGGAGGCGCCGCGCGGGGGGCGCGGCGCGGCGCGGGGAGCGUCCUGGGGAGCUUUGCGAGCCUGCGGGGGGCCGUGACGUCCCGCUUCAAGGGCGUGUCGCGGCACAGCCUCACGGGCCGGUGGGAGUCUUCGCUGUGGCUCAAGGGGCGCCAGGUGUACCUCGGCGGGUUCAGCACCGAAGAGGGCGCGGCGCGCGCGUACGACGUGGCCGCCCUCGUCCUGCGCAGCGGCCGCGUGGCCACCAACUUCCCUUCGGAGCAGCACGCCGAGGCCGUGCAGCAGUUGUCAGGCCUCCCGCACGAGCUCGUCGUCGCGGAGAUCCGCCGCCGAUCCUCGGCGUUCGCGCGCGGAAAGAGCAAGUUCCGGGGCGUGUCGGGAGGGGAUAGGAGGUGGGAGGCGAGGGUGGGAUGCUUUUUGGGGUGGAAGAACACAUCGUUCGGUGCCUUUUCAAGCGAGGAGGAGGCCGCGCGUCUGUACGACCGCGCCCUGCUGGUGACCCGCGGCCCGACGGCGAUGACCAACUUUGCGCUGUCGGAGUACCAGGCCGAGGUUGCGGCAUACAAGCGCGCCCUGAUGGCAACCUACGGCGUCGACACAGGCCCGCGCAUCGCUCCGCUUGCGACGACUCUGGCGCUGCCGUACGACAUCAACGUCAUCGACAGCAGCCGGAGCGCACCGACGCCGCGCACGGGGGGCGUGAGCGCAGACGAGAUGCGCGGGGAGCCCGCCAGCGCGUCGGGCCUUGGCCCGUGCAUGGACGCGGCGCACCCGCGCGCGGCGGCACUGCGGCGCGGUGACGAGCUCGACGAGCUGUGCGCCGGGCUCGCGAAGAAGGGCCGCGCGACGGUGCUGCUGGCGGAACAGCUGCGGCGCGCCCUGGAACGUGGCGCGCCCAAGUGA
This is a messenger RNA of Pedinophyceae sp. YPF-701, 1068 nucleotides long. Lineage: Eukaryota; Viridiplantae; Chlorophyta; Pedinophyceae. The record is from the annotation of a GenBank genome assembly.